AUGCCCAGGAGACCUCAUCGCUCCUCACCGAGCCUGCAAACCUUUCUUCUGCAUCUUGAACUAAUAGAUCCAGAUCCAAAUAACUAUUUUCGAAACGAAAUUGAAGAGUCACUGUUGGACACAUUCGUCACGUUCCAGGAGUUCAUGAUAGAGGACAACGAGCUGGUGAACAAGGAGCAGCUGCCGGUGGACUACUCGGCCGACUACUGGGAGAAGCGCUACGGCGUGCAGCGCGAGCGGGUGCCGCGCUUCCUCGACAAGUACUGCGACAUCGUGCUCCGCACCGGGAAGUACUUGAACGUCAUCAGCCAGUGUGGUAACGCAAUAAUGAAGACCAACGUAGAAGAAAUAAAGUACUCUCUAAUAGAACAGAACUACAGCGGCGUUAUCCAAAAAGCGUUCGCGUUCGCCAGCAAGAGUCUGCUGGAACUGCUGCUCAAGGAGUACGACCUCAUGGGCCGCCUGAAGACGGUGAAGAACUACUUCUUCAUGUGUCAGGGGGACUUUAUUGUGCAGUUCAUGGACGCCACCGAGCAAGAGCUGUCGAAGAAGAUUGAUGACAUCAUUCCGUCCAAGUUGGAGUCCUUAUUAGGGCUUUGUUUAAGGCUUUCGGCGGCCUGCCACGACCCCUACAACGAAGAUAUGCGGGUAGAGUUGCUCCCUUAUGACCUUCAGUUCCAAAUGUUCAAGAUUCUCUACAUAGAGACGGAAGACGAGAAAGGUACGGAAUGACUGCUAUUUUUAUAUCCCACUAGAUCCUGCCCGCGACUUCUGCGAAUAUAAAUUUAAUGUUAAAAUCUUAUAUAAGUAACCAUU
Cydia pomonella (codling moth) is the source of this 816-nucleotide messenger RNA. RefSeq names its product gamma-tubulin complex component 2 homolog. The record is from RefSeq and is a predicted model, not a curated record. Gene Ontology annotation, cellular component: spindle pole; equatorial microtubule organizing center; centrosome. Bases 1 to 732 code for a protein of 243 amino acids. Gene Ontology annotation, molecular function: gamma-tubulin binding; microtubule minus-end binding. NCBI's taxonomy places the organism in Eukaryota, Metazoa, Arthropoda, Insecta, Lepidoptera, Tortricidae. The transcript has 3 exons. Gene Ontology annotation, biological process: meiotic cell cycle; cytoplasmic microtubule organization; mitotic cell cycle.